AUGGGGGAGCAGAAGCAAAAGUCUGAAGGAAACCUAAGAGCAACUGCCAGCAUCACCCCUAAGUGUGUGAGCCCUGAAUGCCGUUUCCAUGGAGUUGCUCCUUCUCUGGGGCCAGUGAUGCCAAAUCCAGCAAAGGAGAAGUACCCUGAAGAGCUCACAGAAGGGCAACCUAGCAACCUGUCCUUGAGCCAGGAAAUGAAAGAGCUAUAUCAGCAACAGAGAGCUGUGGGAGAAGGGAAGAGAUGGGGUAGCAGCAAACUCACGGAUGAAAGGGAAAAGGGCCCAGUCCGUGCGUCCGAGCUGCACUUGACGCCGUGCCGCCUCCCGCGCCUGUCUGCCGCAGCCCCCGCCCGCCGGCCCGCCGGCCAACCGGCCCGCUCCCCCUUCUUGCUAGCAGUAGCUUCGGGGCCGGAGGCUGUGCGGCGAGGCCGCCCCCUCGCCCCGCUGAUUGGCCGCGUCGCCCGGCCCGUCACGCUCUUUUGUCUCAGUCGCCAGAGACUGAAAGCAACCGCGGCUGCCCGGAGGGCCGAACUGGAGGGUGGGCGCAGCCUUGGCUGCCUUGGGAACCGUGCUGCCUCGACUCGGCUACCCCUCGCUGGGCGGUCGUGCGCACUCGCUAGGUCGGGCAGCCCCGGGUCGCUUAGCGGCCGAGGAGGCGCCAGAGAUCCCGUUCCCCUGCAGAGCUAUGGGGACCGGAAGGCGAAACAGAGCUGUGGACGCGGGAGCACAUGCUGCCCACCAGUGGAGCACAGGUCAUCAAAGCCGAAUCCGAACUUGAAUUCUGUGCGGCGGAUUGCAGAGCUGGUAGGGCGAGGGUCUCCCGGAGGAAAUGUAAGGGGGAUGAGCGGGAGUGCAGGAGGCACUUUGGCUUGCGUUCAGAAGAUGGGAGAGGGAAUUUUCCGCCUGGCGACAGUGGAGGCGGUGGAGGGGAGGUAUCAGGUUUUCAGAUGAAGCUGCUUCCAACCCUUCCUUUCCCUCCUUCGCGGCACAGUCUUGAGGCCCUGAGGACUGGGAUCUGCGACACCCAGUGGACAAAAGUCGGCCGUACCCCAGAGGCUAAUUUUCUCACGGCAGGCACCUGUUGCAGAGGCUGCAAGUAAAAUAAAGGCGAACGCUAGUUUCCGAGCUCAUGUAAGAAUCUGAGAAAUAACGGGGGAAACGUUGACAAGGGGGUGUGAUUGAGACCUGAGGCCAUGAGGUUAAUGGUUUCUUAUUACCAUAAAUCUGUGACACACAACCAUUGAGUUCCGUUUUGAGGGCCCAGUAUCAGCUCCCAACACUAUGUCAUCUAGAAUUAGAAGCAACAGUUGUCGCCCCUCCUGGAGUACAGGCAGGAGGGGAUGGAUGUGGCUCUGAAAAACUACCUACUAGCCCAGGGACACCUGCUAGCUCUGGAAUGUUGUAAUUGCCAGUCUCCUGCAGGGUAUUGUUAAGGCACUGGGCAGAUAUAAAAUGCACUGCAAGGCUAUUCAGGAAGAUAGAGAAUGCUACUGCAGACUGCUUCCCCACAGCCCACUAUCUUAUUAACCUUUUUUACUUUCCUUAGAAUCCCUACUGAAAUAUAAGGCAGGCACAGCCCAGGAACGUUGCUUUGGAGAAUCCUGCAGAUAAGGCUUUUCCAAAAAGCGCGAGCAUCUUGUUGUAUUCAGAUACCCUAUCGUCGUCAGUUAUGGCUAGCAUCACUGCGUGUGUGGGUAACAGCAGGCAGCAGAAUGCACCUUUGCCGCCUUGGGCCCAUUCCAUGUUGAGGUCUCUGGGGAGGAGUCUCUGUCCUUUAGUGGUCAAAAUGGCAGAGAGAAACAUGAAGUUGUUCUCAGGAAGAGUGGUGCCAGCCCAGGGGAAAGAAACCUUUGAAAACUGGCUGAUCCAAGUCAAUGGGGUCCUGCCAGAUUGGAGUAUGUCUGAGGAGGAAAAACUCAAGCGCUUGAUGAAAACACUUAGGGGCCCUGCCCGGGAGGUCAUGCGUUUGCUUCAGGCGGCCAACCCCAACCUAAGUGUAGCAGAUUUCUUGCGGGCAAUGAAAUUGGUGUUUGGGGAGUCUGAAAGCAGUGUGACUGCCCAUGGUAAAUUUUUUUAACACCCUGCAGGCACAAGGGGAGAAAGCCUCCCUUUAUGUGAUCCGUUUAGAGGUGCAGCUCCAGAAUGCUAUUCAGGCAGGCAUCCUAGCUGAGAAAGAUGCAAACCAGACUCGCUUGCAACAGCUUCUUUUAGGCGCUGAGCUGAAUAGGGACCUGCGCUUCAGGCUUAAGCAUCUUCUCAGGAUGUAUGCAAAUAAGCAGGAGCGGCUUCCCAAUUUCCUGGAGUUAAUCAAGAUGAUAAGGGAGGAAGAGGAUUGGGAUGAUGCUUUUAUUAAACGGAAGCUGCCGAAAAGGUCUGAGCCAAUAAUGGAGAGGGCAGCCAGCCCUGUGGCAUUUCAGGGCGCCCAGCCAAUAGCAAUCAGCAGUGCUGACUGUUAACUGCAACGUGAUAGAAAUAGAUGAUACCCUUGAUGACUCUGAUGAGGAUGUGAUCCUGGUGGUGUCUCUGUACCCUUCACUGACACCUACAGGUGCCCCUCCCUUCAGAGGAAGAGCCAGACCUCUGGAUCAAGUGCUGUUUAUUGAUUCCCCCAACAAUUCUGGGGCUCAGUCUCUUUCUACCAGUGGUGGUUCUGGGUAUAAGAAUGAUGGUCCUGGGAAUAUUCGUAGAGCCAGGAAGCGAAAAUACACAACCCGCUAUUCAUAUUGUGGGGAGGAGGGCCACUCAAAAGAAACCUGUGACAAUGAGAGCAACAAGGCCCAGCUUUUUGAGAAUCUGAUCAUCACCCUGCAGGAGCUGACACAUACAGAGGAGAGGUCAAAAGAGGUCCCUGGAGAACACAGUGAUGCUUCUGAGCCACAGUAAGGAUCUAGUCCAGCCCUAAAUGAGUCCUUGACUGUAUUCAGAGUCUGGUAAUGGGAAUAACAGGAGAGGGGGGUGGGUUUCUAACUGCAUGAAUUAAUCCACAAAGCAGUUUUCCUUUGGGAAGGAGAAGAGGUCUUGCAUACCAGCACAGUGGAUGGGGAGUGGUGUGACCUCUGUCCCUGCUCUCUUCUCUGCUGGCUUAAGGGUCUAUUCUCCAUGUGUCUAUUUCUUUGAUGACUUUAUACUUUUUAUGAAAGGAGCAUCUUUUCAUUAAACCUUCAAAAAUAAAGGAAGAUACAAAAACUAAAGUACAAAUUACCUGAAACUCAGCACCCUUUUGUAACCAUUGUCAGCCCUUUGGUGAAUGUCCUUCCAGAUAUCUCCCUGUACCUGUGUACCCAGAUAGAUAUAUGUAUAGAUAAGAGUGACCAAAUAUAAGUGCUGUUCUAUACUGUGUAUUUUUCACCAAAUAAUGUAUCUCGUGGACUUCUAUGUCGAUGAAUAUAUAUAAAUAUCUAACUUCA
Molecule: messenger RNA, 3407 nt
Organism: Pan troglodytes (chimpanzee)
Lineage: Eukaryota; Metazoa; Chordata; Mammalia; Primates; Hominidae
Exons: 4
Coding region: 1-951 (316 amino acids)
Source: RefSeq, a predicted model, not a curated record